Chaetura pelagica (chimney swift) is the source of this 577-nucleotide messenger RNA. It is a transcript of the gene LHFPL7, whose product is annotated as transmembrane protein 211. Lineage: Eukaryota; Metazoa; Chordata; Aves; Apodiformes; Apodidae. The transcript has 3 exons. Gene Ontology annotation, cellular component: membrane. Bases 1 to 495 code for a protein of 164 amino acids. The record is from RefSeq and is a predicted model, not a curated record.
AUGGCGGAUCAACAGAAGGUGGAGGGGACAGGGUGGGAGAAGCUGCCCCCGCUUCUCACGUCAGGAGGGGAAGCUGGUGGGGAGGUGUGGUGGGGUCUCACCGGGCUGACAUCCUGCCUGUCCUUCCAGACGAGCGCGGUGCUGUGCGCGGGUGGCUGCGUCCUGCUGGCCCUGAGCUCCCUGCUGGCCCUGCUCGCCCUCCUGCUGCCCAGCGGAGCCUGCGAGAGGCGCGUCUGCACCCUGGCUGGCUACAUGCAGACAGCUGCAGUGUUCAUAAUGGCUUCUGGACUUUUGGUUUACCCUUUUGGUUUCAACUCUGCUACUGUGAAGAGAUUCUGUGAGAAUUCAGACAUCUACUAUGCAGGAGACUGCCAGAUUGGCUGGGGGUACAUGCUGGCAAUUGUUGGGGUAAUGUUGUCUGUCUUUUUACCGUUCUUUGCAAAAUAUGCACCAAAAGAGCACACAUCUCCAACUCCACUACCUACUAUUUUAUAGUAUUUUAUUACUAAGAACAGAACGUUCCUGUCUACAGGCAAUGGGCAGAAAUUCUUAUAGCACUUCCAUGUAGCUGUAUUGC